UCCUCUGCGCACACUGCCCAGAGCUCCUCCCUCAAUUUUCCAUCCUCUUCACAAUUGCAAGCUACAACAACCAGCUGCCAGCUAGCUCGGAACCAAAACCACCUUGAUCACGCUAGCUAGCUUCAUCAAUCAGCUUCUCGCUUAGUGCAGCAUCGACCGGCCAUGGCGAUCAAGGACUGCGGCGGGCACAAGGGCGGCGGCAGCGGGUGCGAGUGCCACAAAAGAAAGCUCUACCGCAAGUGCUGCGGCUUCCUCCUGGCCGUCAUCCUCCUCGCCCUCUUCAUCAUCCUCGUCGUCUACCUGGUCCUCCGCCCCCACAAGCCCCAGUUCUACCUGCAGGACCUGGCCGUGCUCUGCCUCAACGUUACGCCCCCCGCCUCCGCCUACCUCUUCACCACCAUGCAGGCCACCGUGGCGGCCCGGAACCCCAACGACCGCGUCGGCGUUUACUACGACUCCGCCGACGUGUACGCGCAGUACAAGGGCGUGGCCAUCACCGUGCCCACCCGCCUCCCCGUCGCCUACCAGGGCCACCGGGACCAGUCGGUGUGGUCGCCGUACCUCAGGUCCAUGGACAACGUCAUGCUGCCGCCGGAGCUUGCCGUCGCGCUGGCCCAGGACGAGACGGCCGGGUACGUGCUCAUCGACAUCCGCGUCGACGGCUGGGUGCGGUGGAAGGUCGGCACGUGGAUCUCCGGCCACUACCACCUCCGGGCAAACUGCCCGGCGCUCAUCAGGGUUAACGAAGGGAAGGGCAGCUACGGCGCGACCACUGGUGGCGGGACUGACUACUUCCGGUUCCAGCAAGCGGCCGCCUGCAACGUCGACGUCUGAUUCCAUUAGUUCGCCGUCGAUCCGAUCAUCCGAGAAGAGAACUGAUACCUUGUAGUUCCUUCUUCCUUUUCCACUUUUUGACUUGCUGUUCGUUUCAGCAGAAUCGGUUAAUUAAAGAAUUGAUUGAAUA
Molecule: messenger RNA, 964 nt
Organism: Lolium rigidum
Lineage: Eukaryota; Viridiplantae; Streptophyta; Magnoliopsida; Poales; Poaceae
Product: NDR1/HIN1-like protein 12
Exons: 1
Coding region: 163-834 (223 amino acids)
Biological process (GO): defense response to other organism
Source: RefSeq, a predicted model, not a curated record